GAGUCUCGUUCUCUCAUCCAGGCUGGAGUGCAGUGGCGAGAUCUCUGCUUACUGCAAUCUCCACUUCCCGGGUUCAAGUGAUUCUCGUGCCUCAGCCUCCCGAGUAGCUGGGAUUACAGGCACUUGCCACCACGUCCAGUUAAUUUUUGUAUUUUUAGUGGAGACGGCGUUUCACCAUGUUGGCUAGGCUGGUCUCGAACUCCUAACCUCAGAGGAUCCGCCUGCCUCAGCCUCCCAAAGUGCUGAGAUUACAGGUGUGAGCCACCGCGCCCGGCCCCUUGUACCUGAUUUUGAAUGGAGUUUCAACCAAUCACAAACAGACAACCAGCCAAGUGGUUAUAUAAUUAGGGACCUCCCAUGUGACCACAGCCAAAUAAGGCAAACGCUUAGCUGUAGCCAAUCAAAUUUCUUUACUUUCGUGUUCAGCCUAUAAAGUUUGAUGCCUAGGCAGCUAGAGCAGGGGUGUCUGAGCCUCUUCUGGUUUUGACUGUUGUCCGAUACAAAAUCUAAGUCUGUUUUGUCUGAAAUUUUUAUUUCUACAAUACCUAUCCAGAAAUCAGUCUAGGCUGGAUAUUUGAAGGAAGAAAGGAAUAACUGGCUGGCAUAUUCAUCAUCUGUUGGAAAUCUCUCUUCUCCUUACACAUUUUCAUUAACUUCUUUAGGAAGUGUAAUUACAAGCGUUUUCCCACGAGCAGCCCCUACUAAUAACGCAUCAAGCUGCAUGAAUUCCGAAAAGCUUCAGAAAACUUGUGGUCUGAAACGCUACUAUGCUUGAGGUACAGGAAAGAAGGAUACUAUCAAAAGGCAUCAUUCAGCUGGCACGGAAGUGGGACAAGAAUUUGGGGGCAGGAUGGCCAAGUGCUAGGCCAAUUGACGGUCUCCAAACCAUUAUUAGCACAGUUCCUAUUCUGAGUGGAAGAGUAAAAACAGCUAUUGGAGAACUUGGACGUCAUCCGCCCUUGUCAAACCGUUUUCAGGAUUAAUGAACUUAAUUCAGCUUUUUCCACUACACCACACAGCCUCCUCUAAAACACCCUCCCUGCACAAAACUUACCCCCAAAGCACCAGGAACCUAGCUGGCUAAAGUUGAGCUUAGGAAAAACCUGAGUGGCUCCAGAGUCAAACUGCGGUAACUUUGAGUCUGAAGGAGUUAAGGCCAAAGUAGAGCUGCACAGAGGCCCACGUCGUGCAAGCGCCUGUCUCCUUCAGAGAAAGGCGUGCCGAGGUAGACUAGGCCCCGGACAGCAACACACCUUAUCCCAUCGCCAGCGUCCCGCACUGCCAGAGCGACUGGAGCAGACGCGAGCGCUGGGCACGUAGCCGGUGGCGCGCACGCUCAGCCCGAGGCCGCACGGGAGGCUGGCUGGCGUGCGCGCCCCCGCGGCGAUGGGCGGGGUCCGGGGCGGGGCCGCAGGAGCAGUAGGUGUUCGCAGCUUGGUCGCGACAGGUGCGCUAGGUAGAGCGCCGGGACCUGUGACAGGAGUGGUAGCAGCGCAGAGGAAAGGCGGCUUUUAGCCAGGUAUUUCAGUGUCUGUAGACAAGAUGGAAUCAACUCCAUUUAAUAGACGGCAAUGGACCUCACUAUCAUUGAGGGUAACAGCCAAAGAACUUUCUCUUGUCAACAAGAACAAGUCAUCGGCUAUUGUGGAAAUAUUCUCCAAGUACCAAAAAGCGGCUGAAGAAACAAACAUGGAGAAGAAGAGAAGUAACACCGAAAAUCUCUGCCAGCACUUUAGAAAGGGGACCCUGACUGUGUUAAAGAAGAAGUGGGAGAACCCAGGGCUGGGAGCAGAGUCUCACACAGACUCUCUACGGAACAGCAGCACUGAGAUUAGGCACAGAGUGGACCAUCCUCCUGCUGAAGUGACAAGCCACGCUGCUUCUGGAACCAAAGCUGACCAAGAAGAACAAAUCCACCCCAGAUCUAGACUCAGGUCACCUCCUGAAGCCCUCAUUCAGGGUCGAUAUUCCCACAUCAAGGACGGUGAGGAUCUUAAAGACCACUCAACAAAAAGUAAAAAAAUGGAAAAUUGUCUAGGAGAAUCCAGGCAUGAAGUAGAAAAAUCAGAAAUCAGUGAAAACACAGAAGCUUCAGGCAAAAUAGAGAAAUAUAAUGUUCCGCUGAACAGGCUUAAGAUGAUGUUUGAGAAAGGUGAACCAACUCAAACUAAGAUUCUCCGGGCCCAAAGCCGAAGUGCAAGUGGAAGGAAGAACUCUGAAAACAGCUAUUCUCUAGAUGACCUGGAAAUAGGCCCAGGUCAAUUGCCAUCUUCUACGUUUGACUCGGAGAAAAAUGAGAGUAGGCGAAAUCUGGAACUUCCACGCCUCUCAGAAACCUCUAUAAAGGAUCGAAUGGCCAAGUACCAGGCAGCUGUAUCCAAACAAAGCAGCUCAACCAACUAUACAAAUGAGUUGAAAGCCAGUGGUGGCGAAAUCAAAAUUCAUAAAAUGGAGCAAAAGGAGAAUGUGCCCCCAGGUCCUGAGGUCUGCAUCACCCAUCAGGAAGGGGAAAAGAUUUCUACAAAUGAGAAUAGCCUGGCAGUCCGUUCCACCCCUGCUGAAGAUGACUCCCCAGGUGACUCCCAGGUUAAGAGUGAGGUUCAACAGCCUGUCCGUCCCAAGCCACUAAGUCCAGAUUCGAGAGCCUCCAGUCUUUCUGAAAGUUCUCCUCCCAAAGCAAUAAAGAAGUUUCAGGCACCUGCAAGAGAGACCUGCGUGGAAUGUCAGAAGACAGUCUAUCCAAUGGAGCGUCUCUUGGCCAACCAGCAGGUGUUUCACAUCAGCUGCUUCCGUUGCUCCUAUUGCAACAACAAACUCAGUCUAGGAACAUAUGCAUCUUUACACGGAAGAAUCUAUUGUAAGCCUCACUUCAAUCAACUCUUUAAAUCUAAGGGCAACUAUGAUGAAGGCUUUGGGCACAGACCACACAAGGAUCUAUGGGCAAGCAAAAAUGAAAACGAAGAGAUUUUGGAGAGACCAGCCCAGCUUGCAAAUGCAAGGGAGACCCCUCACAGCCCAGGGGUAGAAGAUGCCCCUAUUGCUAAGGUGGGUGUCCUGGCUGCAAGUAUGGAAGCCAAAGCCUCCUCUCAGCAGGAGAAGGAAGACAAGCCAGCUGAAACCAAGAAGCUGAGGAUUGCCUGGCCACCCCCCACUGAACUUGGAAGUUCAGGAAGUACCUUGGAGGAAGGGAUCAAAGUGUCAAAGCCCAAAUGGCCUCCUGAAGAUGAAAUCAGCAAGCCUGAAGUUCCUGAGGAUGUCGAUCUGGAUCUGAAGAAGCUAAGACGAUCUUCUUCACUGAAGGAAAGAAGCCGCCCAUUCACUGUGGCAGCUUCAUUGCAAAGCACCUCUGUCAAGAGCCCAAAAACUGUGUCCCCAUCUAUCAGGAAAGGCUGGAGCAUGUCAGAGCAGAGUGAAGAGUCUGUGGGUGGAAGAGUUGCAGAAAGGAAACAAGUGGAAAAUGCCAAGGCUUCUAAGAAGAAUGGGAGUGUGGGAAAAACAACCUGGCAAAACAAGGAAUCUAAAGGAGGAGAGACAGGGAAGAGAAGUAAGGAAGGUCAUAGUUUGGAGAUGGAGAAUGAGAAUCUUGUAGAAAAUGGUGCACACUCCGAUGAAGAUGAUAACAGCUUCCUCAAACAACAAUCUCCACAAGAACCCAAGUCUCCGAAUUGGUCGAGUUUUGUAGACAACACCUUUGCUGAAGAAUUCACUACUCAGAAUCAGAAAUCCCAGGAUGUGGAACUCUGGGAGGGAGAAGUGGUCAAAGAGCUCUCUGUGGAGGAACAGAUAAAGAGAAAUCGGUAUUAUGAUGAGGAUGAGGAUGAAGAGUGACAAAGUGCAAUGAUGCUGGGCCUUAAAUUCAUGUUAGUGUUAGUGAGCCACUGCCCUUUGUCAAAGUGUGAUGCACAUAAGCAGGUAUCCCAGCAUGAAAGGUAAUUUACUUGGAAGUAACUUUGGAAAAGAAUUCCUUCUUAAAAUCAAAAACAAACGAAAAAAAACCACAACACAUUCUAAAUGCUAGAGAUAACUUCAGUUAAAUUCUUCAUUUUAGCAGUGAUGAUAUGCAUAAGUGCUGUAAGGCUUGUAACUGGGGAAAUAUUCCACCUGAUAAUAGCCCAGAUUCUAUUGUAUUCCCAAAAGGCAAUAUUAAGGUAGAUAGAUGAUUAGUAGUAUAUUGUUACACACUAUUUUGGAAUUAGAGAACAUACAGAAGGAAUUUAGGGGCUUAAACAUUACGACUGAAUGCACUUUAGUAUAAAGGGCACAGUUUGUAUAUUUUUAAAUGAAUACCAAUUUAAUUUUUUAGUAUUUACCUGUUAAGAGAUUAUUUAGUCUUUAAAUUUUUUUAGGUUAAUUUUCUUGCUGUGAUAUAUAUGAGGAAUUUACUACUUUAUGUCCUGCUCUCUAAACUAUAUCCUGAACUUGACAUCCUGAGGUAUAAUACAACGGAGCACUUUUUGAGGCAAUUGAAAAACUAACCUACACUCUUCGGUGCUUGGAGAGAUCUACUGUCUCCCAAAUAAGCUUUUGUAUCUGCCAAUGAAUUUACUGUACUCCAAAUGAUUGCUUUCUUUUCUGGUGAUAUCUAUGCUUCUCAUAAUUUACUGAAAGCUGCAAUAUUUUAGUAAUACCUUUGGGAUCACUGUCCCCUAUCUUCCAUGUUAGAGCAAAGUGAAGAGUUUAAAGAAGGAAUAAGAAAGAACUGUCUUACACCACUUGAGCUCAGACCUCUAAACCUUGUAUUUCCCUUCUGAUGUCCCCUUUUUGAGACACUAAUUUUUAAAUACUUAUUAGCUCUGAAAUAUAUUGAUUUUUAUCACAGACAGUAUUCCCAGGGUGAAAUUAAACCAACUAUAGGCCUUUUUCUUGGGAUGAUUUUCUAGUCUUAAGGUUUGGGGACAUUAUAAACUUGAGUACAUUUGUUGUACACAGUUGAUAUUUCAAAUUGUAUGGAUGGGAGGGAGAGGCGUCUUAAGCUGUAGGCUUUUCUUUAUACUGCAUUUAUAGAGAUUUAGCUUUAAUAUUUUUUAGAGAUGUAAAACAUUCUGCUUUCUUAGUCUUAGUCUGAAACAUUUUUAUUCAAUAAAGAUUUUAAUUAAAAUGUGA
Molecule: messenger RNA, 5103 nt
Organism: Pongo pygmaeus (Bornean orangutan)
Lineage: Eukaryota; Metazoa; Chordata; Mammalia; Primates; Hominidae
Gene: LIMA1
Product: LIM domain and actin binding 1
Exons: 11
Coding region: 1543-3828 (761 amino acids)
Source: RefSeq, a predicted model, not a curated record